AUGUCCCGCACACAGGUAGACCAGUUCAUCGACGAUGAGGAAGAGGAGCUCUGCCCCCUCUGCGUUGAGGAGUUCGAUCUCUCCGACAAGAACUUCAAGCCUUGCCCAUGCGGCUACCAGAUAUGCCAGUUCUGCUACAACAAUAUCAAGACCACCAUGAACGGCCUCUGUCCCGCAUGCCGCCGGCCGUACGACGAGAAGAGCAUAGAGUGGAAGGUCAUCAGUCCGGAAGAGAUGGCCAACUACAAAGCCGACCUCGCUCAACAAGCCAAGAAGAAGGCCGCUGCUCGCCAAAAAGAGGCGCAGAAGCGCGAAGCCGAUUCGUUAAGCCGUAAACAUCUCGCCGGCCUGCGCGUUGUCCAGAAAAACCUCGUCUACGUUACCGGUCUCAACCCCACGACCAGAGAGGAUAAACUCCUUGAGACACUUCGCGGAGACCAGUAUUUUGGACAAUAUGGCAAGAUCAUCAAAAUUGUUGUGAGCAAGGCGAAGGACACGUCGCACCCACAACAGUCUGUCGGGGUCUACGUCACAUUUGCUAAGAAGGAGGACGCCGCCACUUGUAUCGCGGCUGUAGAUGGCUCGGUCAAUGGCGACAGAGUCUUGAGGGCCCAAUACGGAACCACCAAGUACUGCUCCGCCUACCUUCGCAACGAGCAAUGCAAUAAUCGCAAUUGCAUGUUCCUCCAUGAGCCGGGCGAGGAAAGCGAUAGCUUCACGCGACAGGACCUCUCGUCGAUGAACGUAAUAUCGACCCAGAAUCCCAACCAGGCCCGCCCGUCAUCUUCCGUGCAACCCCACCCUCAACCUCCGCCACAACAUGCGCCGCAAUCCGUGGCCGCUGCGUCUCAACCCAUGAAGAGGCAGGAAAGCCACGAUGGAUCGAACGGUUCCCAGGACGGUCCUGCAUUACCCUCGCACGCAAGUUGGGCCAACAAGCCUCCGCCAGCUGCUCGCCAUACCCCCCAACCGACAAGUACAGCCGCAGCAAGCCCGAAGGUUGCCAGCCCGGCUCUCGCCCCCGCUGCUAAGCCGGAAGAACCUAAGCCAAAGAAGGCUGGUAAGGCCAAGGAGUCCACGCCCCCGCCCCCGGAAUCGCCAAAGGAAACGCCCGAAGAGCCGCCCGCGGAGCCGAAGCGUCCCAAGUCUUAUCUUGAUGAAAUCCUGAAGAACCUCUCUGGCACUGGAUUGGAAUUCGUGUUCUCGGCAACAGCAUUGAAAGACGAAGAGCUGCAGAUCAUCUCUAGUUUUCCUCCUCUGUUUGACAUGAAUGGUGGUGAGCGGAGAAAGGCCCUGAAAGAGAAGGAGGCGGAGGAAAGGCAGAGGUUGGAGGCAGAGACGCAAGCACUCCGGGAAGCUGCCUUGGCGCAACAAGAACAGGAGGAGGCCACCGGCGGAGGUAGCAUGCAACUUGGUGGCGAACCGGAGGAGCGGUCAGAUGUCGUUCACACACCACAGCAUGCGAUUCAAGCUCCUGGACAACAAUCCAUUGGUGGCUCAAGUCUUGGUCUGGAUCAAAACUUCGGCCUUUCCGAACAGAUGGCGAACCUGGGCCUGAACCGCGGCCUCACGACCCAGCAGCAACAGCAACUCCUGUUGCAGCAGUUCAAGUCGGCCAACACCCAAGCCAACAGCAACCUCUUCCAGAACGCUCAGGCUCAGGUGCAACCGGGCAUGCAGGGCAACGCUGCAGGCCAUGCUCGACACACGUCGCGCUUCACUUUCGCCAACGACGGCAACACGGCUUCGGCAAAUGUUAAGCCCGUUGCCAACGCCAAGCUCAUGAAUCAGCAAUCGUCGAUGAUGCCUCCCAACAGCCAUUUCAGCCAGCUCUCUCAGCACCAGCCUCUUGGCCAGCAAUUCUACAGCAGCAGCGUCCAGGGCCCACCUCCCGGCCUGAAGACGACUGGCACUCCUCCCAUCAGCGGUGGCGGCAUGUUCGGUCAGGGCCAUGGUUUCGCCACCAGUGGAGUGGGCUACGGUGCCAACGCCAUGGGCAGAAAUGCUCAGGAAGAUGCGAUGAGAGAGCUCCUUCGGGGUCGGGGUGGCAACGCUGGCGGCAGCCAGCUGCAUGAUACUGGCAAGCCCCCUGGCCUUCUGAACUUCCCCUAUGGACCUCAGCCUGGCGCAUACCAGGAGUCUGGUUCCCAGAAGCAGAAGAAGAAGGGGAAGAAGCACAGACAUGCUAACACUUCCUCCUCCGGAGGUGGUGUAGUUGAUGUUGCGGACCCGAGUAUUUUGCAGGCGAGGUUGCACCAGGGCGGAGCCAUGGUCGGUCAGGGACUGUACGCUGGGCAGGGUCAAGUAGGUGAACAAGAUCCUCUUUCAAGGAGCGUCGAUGCUCUCGUCGGUGAGGCGGACAUGCAGCCAAUGCACAUGGCCGACCUUUCAUAUCUCCUAGAGCAGCCUCGCCGUUCGACGCCAACAGUGCCCCCGGGCCUUUCUGCUCCCGUCAGCAGGACGGGAACUCCAUCCAGUGCAUCCAUACGUCCUCCUCCAGGCAUCCCAACUCCACAUGCAGCGACACCGCACGCAAUCACGCCGGCAGUCCCCGAUCUUCCUUUGCCGACAUCUCGGUCCGGCACGCCAGCGAGAAAGAGCACGAAGGAGUCUGAACGCAGUAAGGCAACCGAAGUCAGCACUGAAGCCUCCAAGACGCCAACCAUUACCAAGUCUGUCCCAGGUAAAGUAAACUCGGCGGUUGCCACUCCGAUCACGGCCAAAGCGGUUCCAGCAACGAAGGUCGAGACGCCCAAGGUUAACGACAAGGCCAAGACCAAAUCAAAACCUUUUGAUUUGGAACACUUGCCCGUUACACCGUCGAGGCCAGUGGAAGAGGUCCAGCCGUCUCCUGCCAGAACUAUUGCUCAGGUUGUUGCGUCGGAGCCAAAAGCUAGCAGCGUGCCGCCUUCGCCCCUGAGGGCAGAGCAAGUUAAGCCAGAAGCAAAGUCGACAAUGUCGAGUACCAAGCGACAGCAUCCCGGACCGCUGCAAAUUCCUAAGAAGGAGCCGCUGGGAUCGGAAAGUGUUGUUUCGGCUAGCGACGCUGCAAAGAACCCUCGUGCCAUGUCAAUUACUGCAGAGUCGAGCUCGCGUCCAGGAACGCCAACCGGUGCUCCUACGGGAUCUCCUUUGAAGCGAACAGGACCCCAGAUCAUGCGUAUCACGAACACACCUAAGACGGAGACGCCGCCCGCAGUCAGUGCAUCCUCUGCCCCAGCGACUGCCGCGAUUCCUCCCAGCGUGGUUAGCAUUCGGUCGAGGCAGCCUAGCGUCGCAUCGCUCAACCAGCCAGGAACUCCGUUGAGCGAGUUCGUGUCCGACAAUGCCUCGAUGACUUCUGCAUCCAUGUCACGCACCAACUCUCCCCCUCCCAGCAGCAGGGUUGGCUCAGCACCACAGCGAAUCAAGACCAAGAGCCAGGCCAAGAAGGAGAGGCAAGAGCGCGCUCGCCAGAUGACGGAAGUCGAACUGGGCCUCAAGGAGUCGCGCACUCCGAGCGAAGAGCCAGUCAUCGAGGGCAUCCAGACGCGCAAGAAGAAAGAGAAGAAGGCGAAGCCGGCCAAGGCGGCUAAGACGGCGGUUUCGACGCCUGCUGGGAGCCGAACGAACACGCCAGGACCGGCUGAGAAGGCACCCAUCCCGGAGCCCCAACCCGAGGCUCCCGCCGCACCCGCCGCCGAAAAGGAGGAGAAGAAAAAGAAGCCCACUGCUACUGCUGCGGAGAUCGUCGCGACUCCUGCUGCUGCUGCUGCUGCCCCAGCUCCCCCAGCUCCGCCGGCUGCCGCCGCCGCCGAGCAGCAGCCGGCCCCUACCACCACCCACACCCACACCAAGCCGUCACCUCCAGCCAUCACGCCAGCCGCCAUCAUCGCCAAGCUGCAGGCCUCGGGCGCCAUCACGCACGAGAAGCUCGAAAACAUGUUCAAGUCGUUCCCGCACGCGGGGCCCAACGAGCGCGCCAUGACGCUGGCCGACGUGCCCAACCGCGACCGCCAGUACGUGCUGUCGGACGAGGCCAUCCGCGCGGUGCUCGAGCGCCGCGAGGGCCCGCACCGCCUGGGCGGCGAGGACGGCCGCAUCUCGUCGCGUGUGCUCGUCACGCCCGAGGGCACCAUCCUGCGCGGCCUGUCGCGCGAGGAGGAGGACCGCUACCUCGAGCUCGAGGCGUCGUUGAGGAGGAAGGGGUCGGGGGCGGCUGGCGCUGCAGCAGGCCAGAGGUGGAAUCCGACCAAGGAGCCGUACUUUGAUCUGGAGCGCAUCGUACGGAAUCUGAAUGUGAGGUGUGUGGUGGAUAAGAGCAAUACUCUUCGCCAGACGCAGGCCGCGCUGCAGAAGGCGGCUCAGCAGGCGGCUGCGGCCGCAGGCGUCAAUACCAGCGGUGGUGGUGGUGCUGCUGGCGGCGCUGCGGCGGCUGCGGCUGCGGCGGCGAAGCUGUUCGAUGAGGCCGCCAACUACAACGACGAGUUCAUCAUGCCGGCCAGCCCCACGCUGCCCGACGACGCGCUCAUUCCGCCCACGGCCGUCGAGAACGCCGACCGCCCCAGCACCACCAGCAACAACCUCAGCGCGUCGACCAGCUCGACGGCUACGACGAGUAUCGUCAGCGGCGGUGGACCUAGUGCGAACAAUACCCCGGCUGGCAACAGCUUGCUCGCCGCGCCGUUCGAGAGCCACUACAUUCAAAUGAAUGGCAUUACGUUGUCAGAUGCCGCGGCACCUGUGCUCGGCAUCGACCUCGGGAAGAACGGGUUGCUGUUCUCCGGUGGAAGUAUUACCGGUGGGCCCGGUGGUCCGAAGGGCGUGGCCGCCGCUACGGCUGCGGCGGCGGCGAAGAGCGGGGGCCCGGUAUUGGCGGUGCACGAGAUCGAGAAGGAGUUGAACCUCGAGAAGCAGCGUGCGAACGAGUACACGAAGAAGCUGAAUGCUGCCAUCAAGCGGAACAGGAAGGUUGUUGGUGCGGCGAGUCACUAA
Messenger RNA from Lasiodiplodia theobromae, 4974 nucleotides. Its product is annotated as Rna recognition domain-containing protein. The record is from RefSeq and is a predicted model, not a curated record. Gene Ontology annotation, molecular function: RNA binding; ubiquitin-protein transferase activity. Gene Ontology annotation, biological process: protein ubiquitination. The transcript is spliced from 6 exons. NCBI's taxonomy places the organism in Eukaryota, Fungi, Ascomycota, Dothideomycetes, Botryosphaeriales, Botryosphaeriaceae. The coding region runs from base 1 to 4974 and encodes 1657 amino acids. Gene Ontology annotation, cellular component: CCR4-NOT complex.